Messenger RNA from Phascolarctos cinereus (koala), 1605 nucleotides. The record is from RefSeq and is a predicted model, not a curated record. Lineage: Eukaryota; Metazoa; Chordata; Mammalia; Diprotodontia; Phascolarctidae.
GGGGAAACGCCCUCGCGAGCGGUUUGUCCCCUACGCUGAGCCGUAGAAGGAAGACCCAGCGAGAGGUACAAACCCGGGAGUGGGGCGUAAAAAAAAAAAGCUUCCUUCUCUUUAGAAGCAGCAUUACUCCUGUCAAACCAAGGUCAAGGGCUCCAGGGCCUGUGGCUUCCUGGCAUGGAGUCAACUCUGGGAGUGGGCAUCGUGGUGGCCGAAACUCUACAGAGACAGCUGCCCUGGCUGGAAGACGUCUGGCUCUGGGUCACCUUCUUGGGUGACCCCAAAUGCAUCUUUUUUUUCUACUUCCCCUUGGCCUACUAUGCCUGUCGCCAUGUGGGCAUUUCUGUGUUCUGGAUUGCCUUGCUCUCGGAGUGGCUCAACCUCAUCUCUAAGUGGUUCCUUUUUGGAGAGCGACCCUUUUGGUGGGUUCAUGAAUCUGGAUACUAUAAUGAAGCACCCGCCCAAGUUCAUCAGUUCCCUGUCUCCUGUGAAACUGGGCCAGGUAGUCCCUCCGGUCACUGCAUGAUCACAGGAGCUGCUCUCUGGCCCAUCAUGAUUGCCACCUCAAGCCAGAUUGCGAAACGAAGUCACAGCCACUGGAUGAAGUUGAUGCCCAGCCUGGCUUACAGCACAUUCCUCUUGGCAGUUGGACUCUCCCGAAUCUUCAUCCUUGCACAUUUCCCCCACCAGGUGCUGGGUGGCCUAAUAGCUGGUGCUCUCCUGGGAUGGCUGAUGACUCCACAUGUGCCUAUUGAUCGGCCAGUCAGCUUUUAUGGGUUGACUGCACUGGCGCUCCUGCUGGGUGCCAGCCUUAUUUACUGGAGCCUCAUCUCUCUGGGAAUAGACCUGACUUGGUCCGUUCACUUGGCUUCCAAGUGGUGUGAGCGUCCAGAGUGGGUGCACAUAGAAACUCGGCCUUUUGCUGGCCUGAGUCGGGAUGCUGGAGCUGCCCUGGGCCUGGGCAUUGCCUUACACUCACCCUGCUAUGCUCAAGUUAGGCGGGCACGGUUGGGGAUUCUGCAGCAAGCUGCUUGCCUGUUGUUGGUCCUAGGGCUUUUGGGGCUCCUUAACUGUCUGGGCAACCCACCCCAGCUCAGCCUCUUCUACGUCUUUAACUUUCUCAAGUUUACCCUUUGGCCCUGCCUGGUCACUGCCCUGGUGCCUUGGCUGGUCCUCUCCCUCAGUGUCCAGGAGGCCCCACCUGCCAAAUCCAAGUGACCUCACCUUCCCUUUGUCCAACCAACACUCCAGAUGACUUCUACCUCCCGCCAAGGAGGCCUCACUUAUCACUGCAAGAGACCUCUCCUGUUCAGUGCCCUCUCACCUCUACCCCCAACUGCCAUUGUGACUGCUGCUUGCUGCUGCCUAAGAUGAAGGCUUCCUUCCAUUUGACUCCUCUGGAGACUCUUCUGUGCCCCCAACAUGCCUGUCCCACCCCUGAUCACUUGAACUUUAGCCUCAGAGAAGGAGGGUAUGUCUACCUGGAAGGGGACUGGCCCUGUCAACCUUUCCCUUUCCCCACUUUGUUGAAACCCUACCUUUCCCCCCUAUCCCAAAACUUUGUAUUUUUUAAAAGCACUGGAAAUAAAAGGUACAAAAGAACUUCCA